GUGCUUGCUCUAAUCAACAUUCCAUUUCUUUGGUUACCAUCGAUCGACUUCGAAUUUCCGUAUUCACGGUUUUUCUGCAAAAUCGCUAAUGUACUUCCUGGAAGCAACAUCUACUGUUCGACGCUUACCAUUUCCGUCAUGGCGAUUGAUCGGUACUACUCCGUAAAACAGCUGAAAGUUGCGUCAAACCGACGGCAGUGUAUGAAAGCGAUAUGUGUAUCUUUGUCUAUAUGGGUGGUCUCAUUCCUUCUUUCUUUACCACUUCUUCUCUACUACGAUACUACCAUGCUUUACGUUGUAAAGUUGCUGAUGUCGCUGCUCCAAGUCGUUUCGCUCUACAUUGUGCCACUGUUCGUACUGUCAAUCUUCAAUGUGAAAUUGACACGUUUCUUGAAAACGAAUGCUAAUCAAAUGGCAAAAAAUCGUUCGGAAAGCAGCAGGAGAAGAGGCGGUGAUGGUACGAGGAGAAAUGGAGAGAUCACUACACGAUCGCAGUCGAAUCCUUCUCUAAGAAGUUCCAUAGCGGAACGAGCAAGCGAUCGAAGGACGAGUAGAACCACUGCUCUGCUUAUUGCAAUGGCUGGAAGUUAUGCGGCUCUUUGGCUUCCGUUCACGCUUAUUUCGCUACUUCUGGAUUUGGACAUCCUAUAUGGG
Cylicostephanus goldi is the source of this 654-nucleotide messenger RNA. The record is from the annotation of a GenBank genome assembly. NCBI's taxonomy places the organism in Eukaryota, Metazoa, Nematoda, Chromadorea, Rhabditida, Strongylidae.